GAAUGAGUGAAACGACUCUGUUGGCAAACUGCUAACACUGGAAAAAAUUCGCAGCGGACAAUAAAUAUUCUGAUUGAACAGGUAAUGAUUUCAUCGGUCAAAAAUACCGAAUGAGCGUUACUGCUAAAUUACAACACUCUUUCCUUCCUCCUCCCUUCUUUUUUUUUUUUCUUUGCCUCCUCUGAAGUUUAUACGGGCAAUUCAGCAACAUUAGAACAUAUCACCAAGACUGAAGAAUUAAAUGAUCAAAAGCUUAAAGUGGUUAAUUUUUCUACCCAUAUUCAACUUCUGUUGUGCUUUGGCACUCUUUUUGGCGUUACUGCUACUAUGGGUCACCGCAGGCGAACCCAAAUAUAAAGCCAAUGAGAGUAACAUCGUUUAUAUUAGUGACGUUGGGGCUGUCCAUAAGACGCUGUUCAUCGUAAUUGGUACUGUUAUUGGAGUGCUGUAUGUGGUAACACUCGUGCUGGAUUACGUUCUGCGGCGGAGAAAGCUGCUACGUCCAAUGGAACGCCGAAAGUCAGAAAAACCAUUAGCAAUUGCAGCGAUCUUUUUUGGAUUUAUUGCCUGCCUAGGACUCAUUCUUCUCACCAUCUUUGACGCAUUCAACCAUAGCACACUGCACUGGACCUUUGCCCUCAUUUUCUUCGUCGGUCUAGCUAUCAGCGGGGGCUUCAAUGUAGCAAUGAUUGCUUUGCUUCACAAGGAUCAUCCUAAAAGUCGACUACUAAAGUGGAGCUAUCGUAUCAAAAUCUGUAUCAUUGUCCUUGCAGUCAUUUGCCUAAUUUGUAUGAUAGUCUUGAUGAGCGUAUGCUCAAAAUCAUCCAACAAAUAUGACGCUCAAGGCAAUUUGUCAACGUCGUGCAACAAAGAAGAUAGCGCCUCUGCUGUAUUCGAGUGGUGCAUUGCAUUUCUGUUUUCUUUCUAUCUCGCAACAAAUACACUCGACUUGUGGCCAUAUCGAGGUGCGAACAUCAUUGCUAAUGAGCUCAGCACGACAAUGUCACAAAUCACGCAAAACGCUUAAAGCCAUCGACAUAAUACCUCGCGGAGCAUUACCUGACUUUACCUACAACAAAUCCUUCAUCCACUGAUUACCGCCAAAUUUAGCAUAAAAGGAUACCCUGGUAAGAGCGACACGUUGGUACUAGGCUAAACGUGUUACGCUUUUGUAACCUGUAUUGGGCACCAAUAGUUAGCUACCCAAGUAUUGCCAUUUAUUUUAAUGCCAUCUUAUCGCAUUAGAAUGCGGCUGAAUAAACCGACCAUAGACUGGGUCAUUAUUUUACGUUGACACCAAGUGCG
Umbelopsis ramanniana AG is the source of this 1305-nucleotide messenger RNA. RefSeq lists its product as uncharacterized. Gene Ontology annotation, cellular component: plasma membrane. The transcript has 3 exons. The coding region runs from base 242 to 1027 and encodes 261 amino acids. The record is from RefSeq and is a predicted model, not a curated record. Lineage: Eukaryota; Fungi; Mucoromycota; Umbelopsidomycetes; Umbelopsidales; Umbelopsidaceae.